AUGAGGCAGAGCAGGUUUUAUAAGGAGGGUGCAGAUCCAGCACCCCACAAAGCCCCAGUGCCACCCCCACAGGUAGGUGCCACCACCUGGGAGCUGCUGUUCUGCUCAGGGAUUGUGGGACUGGGGACAAAGGUGGGGUUUGGGACCCCCAAAACCUGCUCAGGGAUUGUGGGACUGGGGGACAAAGGUGGGGUUUGGGAUCCCCAAAACCUGCUCAGGGAUUGUGGGACUGGGGGACAAAGGUGGGGUUUGGGACCCCCAAAACCUGCUCAGGGAUUGUGGGACUGGGGGACAAAGGUGGGGUUUGGGACCCCCAAAACCUGCUCAGGGAUUGUGGGACUGGGGGACAAAGGUGGGGUUUGGGACCCCCAAAACCUGCUCAGGGAUUGUGGGACUGGGGGACAAAGGUGGGGUUUGGGACCCCCAAAACCUGCUCAGGGAUUGUGGGACUGGGGGACAAAGGUGGGGUUUGGGACCCCCAAAACCUGCUCAGGGAUUGUGGGACUGGGGGACAAAGGUGGGGUUUGGGACCCCCAAAACCUGCUCAGGGAUUGUGGGACUGGGGGACAAAGGUGGGGUUUGGGACCCCCAAAACCUGCUCAGGGAUUGUGGGACUGGGGGACAAAGGUGGGGUUUGGGACCCCCAAAACCUGCUCAGGGAUUGUGGGACUGGGGGACAAAGGUGGGGUUUGGGACCCCCAAAACCUGCUCAGGGAUUGUGGGACUGGGGGACAAAGGUGGGGUUUGGGACCCCCAAAACCUGCUCAGGGAUUGUGGGACUGGGGGACAAAGGUGGGGUUUGGGACCCCCAAAACCUGCUCAGGGAUUGUGGGACUGGGGGACAAAGGUGGGGUUUGGGACCCCCAAAACCUGCUCAGGGAUUGUGGGACUGGGGGACAAAGGUGGGGUUUGGGACCCCCAAAACCUGCUCAGGGAUUGUGGGACUGGGGGACAAAGGUGGGGUUUGGGACCCCCAAAACCUGCUCAGGGAUUGUGGGACUGGGGGACAAAGGUGGGGUUUGGGACCCCCAAAACCUGCUCAGGGAUUGUGGGACUGGGGGACAAAGGUGGGGUUUGGGACCCCCAAAACCUGCUCAGGGAUUGUGGGACUGGGGGACAAAGGUGGGGUUUGGGACCCCCAAAACCUGCUCAGGGAUUGUGGGACUGGGGGACAAAGUCCCCACACGCAUGGGAAUGGAUAAUCCUGGUGGCCACAGGAGGAUGGGGCAUUUGCUCUGCUGUCCCGGGCAGGAUAUCAUCGUAUACUGUAAGUUGGCUAUGAGACACUACAGUAUAGAUGAUGUACUCCCCGGGCCGCACCGACCUCCGACACGGCCGGGCACCGGGACGGGCCACACGGGCUGCAACAGGAGCCGGGCACGGCCGGGACCCGCGGCCGGCGGGGAAACCGUUACCAUUACUGAGUUUAGUAAUGGUAAUGGUUCUGCCGACGGCCGGCAGCGCGGCACGGCACGGAACGGCACGGGAGGGGACGGGAAUGGGACAGGAAUGGCAUGGGAAUGGCACGGGGGGGACGGGAUGGGACGGGAUAGCAUGGAACGGGACAGGAAUGGCACGGGAUGA
Pyrgilauda ruficollis (rufous-necked snowfinch) is the source of this 1584-nucleotide messenger RNA. Its product is annotated as collagen alpha-2(VI) chain-like. The record is from RefSeq and is a predicted model, not a curated record. Lineage: Eukaryota; Metazoa; Chordata; Aves; Passeriformes; Passeridae. The transcript has 3 exons. The coding region runs from base 1 to 1584 and encodes 527 amino acids.